Messenger RNA from Dromaius novaehollandiae (emu), 3434 nucleotides. RefSeq names its product voltage-dependent L-type calcium channel subunit alpha-1C-like. NCBI's taxonomy places the organism in Eukaryota, Metazoa, Chordata, Aves, Casuariiformes, Dromaiidae. Bases 970 to 1353 code for a protein of 127 amino acids. Gene Ontology annotation, biological process: calcium ion transmembrane transport. Gene Ontology annotation, cellular component: voltage-gated calcium channel complex. The record is from RefSeq and is a predicted model, not a curated record. The transcript has 2 exons. Gene Ontology annotation, molecular function: voltage-gated calcium channel activity.
UGUGUGGGCUCCCGCUCGCCAUGCAUCGGGCGCGAUCACGGCUCGCUCUGCCGUCUCGCUGGGCUCCCGCACAUGAUGCGGGCGGCAAUAUUUCCGCAAAUUACACCGUCCUCCUUUAGAUUCAGCUCACAACUGCCUUCCGUAGUGGAACCGCAGGGCAGAGCCCGCCGUGUCGAGAAAUCACACCGAAGAGGGGCAGGAGGCUGGCGGCGCCCACUGCCGCUCCCCUUGCCGGUCCCCCCACUCGCCCAGGCAGCCGGCUCUGGCUUUGCCUCCUUGACGUCAUGUCUGUAGCAAGGCUUCAGCAGGCGCAGUGAAGGCAGGCAGCGUGUUAAACUUUCAGAUCAAGUCAGCCGGCUCCCAGCGCUGCGCGCGGGGGGCUGCGUGCUGCCGCCGCAGCUGGAACAUCUGGAAGUGUUCAGGGUGUCUGUCUGUCUGCGAGAGGCAGAGAGAAGGGAGUGAGUGUGCUGAGGGAGGGGAGGGAGUAAGGGGCUGGGACUGUGCUCUCUCUUCCUCUGCAGAAACAGCUCCCUGCCAACACAACGCGCUCAGAAUGGCUUUGAAGAGGAGGAGCAGCAGCGUUUGAACAUCUCUCUCUCUCUUUUUUUUUUUCUCCUCCUUUUCUUACUCUUGUAGUUGGUGGAUUUUAAAAAGACAUUUAACCCUCAGAGGUUUGUCCUGGAUGCUUUUUCUUUCUUUCUUCCCCCCCCCCCCCUUGUUUCCCCCCUUCCUGAUCUUUUUUAUGGUUUAACAGCCAGAGGUGCUGUGCUAAAUUCUUGGAAGGGGCCCGGAUGUACUGAGGAUGCAUUGCAAUUUCACUAAAGGAGGCAGUAGUGGAAAGGAUCAGUUUUUGGUGUUUGAUGCAAUAAUGGGAAUCAGGUAAUAAUAAAAGAGGAAAUUCUGCAGCUCCAUUCUUCCUUGAAUUUUACCAAGCCGAUUUGCAGAGGGAUUAAUCUGGACUCAUUUUAAAUGGUCAAUGAAAACAAGAGGAUGUACAUUCCAGAAGAAAACCACCAAGGUUCCAACUAUGGGAGUCCCCGUCCAGCUCAUGCCAACAUGAAUGCCAAUGCAGCUGCAGGGCUUGCCCCAGAGCACAUCCCUUCCCCGGGGGCAGCUCUGUCCUGGCAAGCUGCGAUUGACGCUGCCAGGCAGGCCAAAUUGAUGGGUAGUGCUGGCAAUGCAACAAUAUCCACGGCUAGCUCCACACAGCGAAAACGGCAGCAGUAUGGAAAACAGAAAAAACAGGGUACCACCACAGCUACGCGUCCUCCCCGGGCACUGCUGUGUUUAACACUGAAAAAUCCCAUCCGGAGGGCAUGCAUCAGCAUCGUCGAAUGGAAAUAUCCUUUUUAAUGUUCUCAUUUGGAAAACAGCAAGUUGUUAGUGUGUAUCAGACUAUUCAUAAGUGUGGAGAAAUCAAUAUAUUAAGUUGAAAGGUACCGCUGGGAGCCUAAAGUACACAAGUAGUAUUUGACAUCUUAAUUGCAAUCACUUAUGCUGGGGGAAAAAAUGGUUUAGGACUGAAGCCUUACCCAUACUAGUGUGUAAGAAGCCACCAGAAGUUUAAAUCGCAUAAAGGUUAAGGAUUAAAUUCUGCCCUUGCACAAACAUGUGCAGCGCAAGCUGAAGCUCAUGGGAGAGAUGCAAGAUAUAUCCAGGUACAUAUUCUAAAGCCAGAAUUGAACUGACUCUAUGGGACUGACAGCAGCUUCUGGCUUUCUUUUCUGUAUAGUGUAGAAAACGGGGUGGCAUGUGUUUAACAAAAAUGUCUAUGAUUCAGAAUACCAGAGCUGUUUAACUUGUGGCACCUCUGCAAAAAAGGGAGUGGGAUAGAAAAAACUGUAUGUGAUAAAACCCUGAAAUAGGGCUAAGCUCUGUUAAUUAUAUUGGAAUUCCAUUGAAACCAAUAACACUCAGUAAUGGUAAGAUAAAGCUUCUGAUUAUCUGGAAGUAGGGAAAGAGAAAGACAGUUAAAGUAAUCCUGCAACAUGUACAAAUGCAGUAGGGGGCCAGAUCUAGUAGUCUGAACAAGAAGCAGACUGUGUCACAGAUGAUAGAUGAUAACCACUGACUGAGAGCUGCAGAAUGCAGGGGUCAGUUCUGCUUCUUUGGGAAGUCAGUGAGAGUCUGGCCGUUGACUUCAUCAAGUGAAGGAGCAAAGCUGCUUUAGUCAGCAAAGUCAAAGGAGCACAAACUUGAAUUUUACAAUUUGGUAUGAAAUACAAGCUGAAAUAAAAAUACCUCCCCCUGCCUUCCCAGAGAAACUAAAACUAACCCUGAACAGUAACUGUCAGUAAAUCACAAGCUAAUGGUGUUCUUCAGUAAAUGCAAAAGAAAAAGCGUGUUGCUAGGGAAAGAUAAGUAAUUUAAGGGAAGGCAGUAGAGAACUCAGCAGUAGUUAAUAUGAUUAAAAAAUGCGUGAUAGUAUUUAAGACAAUAUGAUAAUAUUGUUUCUUUGGGGAUCUGGUGGGACAUUAGAAAGAUGAAAACAGAAUGAGUGUAUUAGGCCUUGCUGACAUGGACAUCUUCUUCCAAAGAAGAACUUGUUAAAAAUGCUCUUGACAAUUCUUUGAUGUCCUUAAAGUACGUACCUGCCUAUUUCUUUCUUCUUUGGAUGCUAAUUUUUAAUCCCCUUGAUUAGGUUUAUUACUUUCUAUCUCUUCUGGCACAGCCCUGAUACUUUAAGCAUAAGAUGAUGGAUGAUGACUAACAGGACAAAGCUGAAUAUUGGUUUACUUGCCAGCACCUCAGUAACCACAUGUCUUUAGAGAAAGAGCACAGGGUGACAUUUGAUAAAUGAAUAAGAUCAGCAAUGAAUGAUGGGAAUGAUGUGCUGUAAAACAGGAUACAGCACUACUGAGAUCAAGAGAGGACCAAACAAUGUGAUUAAAGCAAUCCAAACAUGCUGGUGCUUGCAUUUUUUUGUAUUUAUUUGGUUUUAGAUGAGUUUGUGGAAAUAUAUAUUUUUUUUCCUGUCAGAACCACUCAUUGAACAUUUAGUGUUUAUAAGCAUGGAACACUUCAAUAACAAAUAACAUCAUCAAAGGGCUGUGAUAAGAUUUAAUUUUUUUGUACUCUGACUUUUCCUAAUUGCUAAAAAUAACUGAGAAAAGCUGAGCUUAAUUUUCUGAACAUCUAAAUUCUAAGCACAGUGGACACUAAACGAAUAUCAAAUGGCACUUCUGCAGUGUUUCAUACCCAAACGGUAUGGUGUUAAGAGCUUGGAAGUGCAACUAUGUAUAUGUUUACAUACAUUAUAUAAAGUGAAAUGAAGUAAUUACCUUAUUUUGCAAAGAUUUACAUGUGUAUUUAAUUUUCUGCUAUGCCUGCAAUGUCUUUGCGGAUUUUAUACCAUUUUAUCUUUACAAUGUAAGAGGUUUAGAAGGAAAAAAGCCAUGAACAGUGAUAAGUUUAUAAAAAUAAUAUUCUUGUUG